This is a messenger RNA of Saitoella complicata NRRL Y-17804, 1628 nucleotides long. RefSeq lists its product as uncharacterized. The record is from RefSeq and is a predicted model, not a curated record. Lineage: Eukaryota; Fungi; Ascomycota; Saitoellomycetes; Saitoellales; Saitoellaceae. The coding region runs from base 99 to 1628 and encodes 509 amino acids. Gene Ontology annotation, cellular component: Golgi apparatus. The transcript has a single exon. Gene Ontology annotation, biological process: protein O-linked glycosylation. Gene Ontology annotation, molecular function: alpha-1,3-mannosyltransferase activity.
CAAAUUACCGGUGCCGGCCCUCCUCCGCGACCUAAGUACUCCCUCCGCCAUGUUUGUACCACCAUAGGGCUGGCUACCUUGGAGUAGGUUAUAAAACAAUGCUGCUAUCAGGCCUCCACGGACAUCGCGGCCGUUUAGCCAUCCUCGCAUCGAUCUUGCUCGCGUUUUGGUCUCUUUCUCUGUUUCUCCGGACUACCCCAUCCCCCAGCACCAUCAAACAUCCUCAAUCCGGAUCUCUUCCGAGCAGUGACCCUUUCAUCGAGGAUGACUUGGAGUUGGAGUUAGCAAACACACCCCUCUCCGCAAUCUACUCUACCCUCGACCUCCUCCUCUCCCUCCACCUCUCCCACCCACCCCUCCCCUCAUCCCAAACCUACCUAGCCGAAACCGCUCGACUCGCACGAAUCCUCACCUCGAUCUCCGCUUGGCCCGCAGGGGUUGAUGAGAAUCAAUUGGGGUUGGUGUUGGAGGAGCGGGUGCUGGGAUAUUUGGAUACGGCGGGGAUUGAGAGGAGGGUUGAGGGGGCGGGGGGUGCGAAGGGGGUUUUGGGGUGGGUGUGGCAGAGGAUUGGAGAGGGGGGUCGGGGGAGGGGGGUUGUCGUUAUUGUUGAUCCGGGGAGGGGUGGGAAGGGGGUUGAGAGGGAGUUGGAGGUAUUUGUGAAAGGGUUACGAGAAGGUGUGAAAUGCACCCUCCCAAUCGAGAUCACAUACGCAGGCGAGUAUGCUCUGAGCGAAGCCCAGCGCGAUUUCCUCCGAGAACACCUCGACAUCACCCAGAUCAAAUUCAUCGACAUCUUCGAAUCCCCCCUCUUCCUCAACCCCCGCUCCCCAACCGGCCUCCCACUCAAGUCUGUCACCUCAAUCACACCCUACGCCAUCCUCGCGUCCGAGUUCGAGGAGGUGGUUGUGUGUCGUCCCGAUACCAUAUUCCUUCAGAACCCGCAAACGCUCUUUUCGGCGUCUGAAUACAAGACGAAUGGAGCGUUGUUUUUCCAUCCAGCCCUCAUCAAAACCGAUUCGACUACGUGGCAUGAACGCACUGAUUGGAUCAUAUCUCAAGUAGGGGCGGAGGGGGUAUCGAGCGAGCUGUCGCACUCUAAGUUUUGGGCAUCACAAGCCGACGGUAUGUCAACCCCCGAUUACGUAUUCGUGAUCAGUAAGAAGGAGAGGGAGAUGGUCUACGCAGUAGGCUUCGCGGGGUGGAUGGCCCUUCCGAACGUCCGCGACCAUUGGCUUCAUACCUGGGGCGGGAACGAGGGCGAGGUGAUGUGGUUGGCGUGCGAGAUGAUGAGGGUUGCGUAUGGCUUCUCCUCAUCUUGGGCCGGAGCGAUUGGCGUUUUGUCUGAGAAUGGAGCGGAGGUGUGUGGGGGGAGGGAGGUGUACGUUAUCAAGGAUCGUCCGGUGUGGUUUGGUGGGGGGUUGAUGAAGCAUGAGGGAAGGGGAUGGGUUGGGGCUAGGGAGAUGGCGUGGACGGAGGGGGAGAAGGUGGAGUGGGGGAGUGGGAGUGGGAAUGGGACGUGUGUUGGGCUUAAGGAGGGGAGGUGGAGGGAUAUGACGGGAGGGUGUGAUCUAGUGGUGGAGAAGAUGGUGGGGAUUGCGGAGGAGGUAUAUGCCAGAACCUUAGCAUAA